CGGUGUUUGAAAAGCGGACAACCCCUGACAACGUCUCUGAAAAACCUUUUUUCCUUAACUACUCUUUCACUCCUCUCUGGCUUCGGCUGUUCAUGGCGAUCGCAGCUGCAGCUGUUGUCGUUCCUUUGGGUGUCCUUUUUCUUUUCUCUGGCAUCGUCGUUAAUAUCAUUCAGGCAGUAUGCUUCAUUCUUGUUCGUCCGCUGUCGAAGAAUAUGUACAGAAGGAUCAACAGAGUGGUGGCAGAGUUGCUGUGGCUUGAGCUUGUGUGGCUCAUUGAUUGGUGGGCAGGAGUUAAGGUCCAACUGUACACAGAUUCUGAAACUUUCCAAUCAAUGGGAAAGGAGCAUGCUCUUCUCAUAUCCAAUCACAGAAGUGACAUUGACUGGCUUGUUGGAUGGGUUUUAGCUCAGCGUUCAGGUUGCCUUGGUAGCACUCUAGCCGUCAUGAAGAAAUCAUCAAAGUUUCUUCCGGUUAUAGGCUGGUCAAUGUGGUUCUCUGAAUAUGUUUUUCUGGAAAGAAGUUGGGCAAAGGAUGAAAGCACAUUGAAGGCAGGACUUGGACGAUUGAAGGACUUUCCUCGGCCCUUUUGGUUGGCUCUUUUUGUAGAGGGAACUCGCUACACUAGGGCAAAGCUUUUAGCAGCUCAAGAAUAUGCAACUUCAACAGGGCUGCCUGUUCCUAGAAAUGUUUUGAUUCCACGCACUAAGGGUUUUGUUUCUGCUGUAAGUAAUAUGCGGUCAUUUGUUCCAGCAAUUUAUGAUGUAACUGUUGCUAUUCCUAAAAAUCAACCUUCCCCUACUAUGCUGAGAAUCUUUAAAGGGCAGCCUUCUGUGGUUCAUGUGCACAUCAAGCGACACUUGAUGAAGGAAUUGCCGGACACUGAUGAUGGUGUUGCUCAAUGGUGUAGAAGUGCAUUUGUGGUCAAGGAUGCUCUAUUGGACAAACAUUUGGUUGAGGGUACGUUUGGUGACCAAGAAUUUCAGGAUACUGGUCGACCAAAAAAGUCUUUGUUGGUUGUUAUCUCUUGGUCAUGUCUCCUUGUAUUUGUGGCUUUCAAAUUCUGUAAAUGGUCUUCACUCCUAUCAUCAUGGAAAGGAAUUGCAUUCUCAGCAGCAGGCUUGUCCCUUGUUACAAUCUUAAUGCAUAUCUUUAUUCUGUUCUCUCAGUCUGAGCGUUCCACCCCUGCGAAGAUAGCUCCUGCACGACCUAAAAGUGGGGGAGAAUCAUCUGUGACAAGCCGAGACAAGCAGCAGUAAUUGGCUGCUGCUUGGGGAAUAACGGGAAGUGCUAUUUAUCCUGUUGUCCCAUUAUUAUUUCAUAUAUAGAUUUCAAGAAAUACCAAAAUGAUACAUAAAGCCCUGUGUGCAUUGUUUGCCUCGUUGCUGAUCCUUUUAUCUUCUUUUUACCUGUUUGUAUGUCAUUGGCUAUAAGUGUUUUAGAGGUUUUGUAUCAAAUACAGUUUGUAUGCAAAUCAUUUUAUUUAUCCGUUUAUUUAAAGUAAAAGAAUAUUUUACCGAGA
Nelumbo nucifera (sacred lotus) is the source of this 1519-nucleotide messenger RNA. RefSeq names its product 1-acyl-sn-glycerol-3-phosphate acyltransferase 2-like. Gene Ontology annotation, cellular component: endomembrane system. The record is from RefSeq and is a predicted model, not a curated record. NCBI's taxonomy places the organism in Eukaryota, Viridiplantae, Streptophyta, Magnoliopsida, Proteales, Nelumbonaceae. Gene Ontology annotation, molecular function: 1-acylglycerol-3-phosphate O-acyltransferase activity.